Arachis stenosperma is the source of this 1206-nucleotide messenger RNA. RefSeq names its product trihelix transcription factor GTL1-like. The record is from RefSeq and is a predicted model, not a curated record. The transcript is spliced from 2 exons. Lineage: Eukaryota; Viridiplantae; Streptophyta; Magnoliopsida; Fabales; Fabaceae. The coding region runs from base 1 to 1206 and encodes 401 amino acids.
AUGUCUGACCCUCCCACCACCCCAUUGCCACCACCUCCAAUCAUACCUUCCCAACCCCACCACCCUCACCACCACCACCACCACCACCAUCCUCCUCCUCACCUCCCACUCAUCCACCACUCCACCGCCACUCCACCACCCCCUUCUCCAUCUCCCUCCUCCUCCACCUCCUUAGCCAGAGAAUACCGCAAAGGAAACUGGACCAUCCAAGAAACCCUCAUCCUCAUCACAGCCAAGAAACUCGACGACGAGCGCAGACUCAAAACCGCAUCAUCAUCGUCGUCGUCGUCAUCCGCCUCUCCUGCAUGCUCCACCACCCCAACAAGUAGAAGCAGCGGCGAGUUAAGGUGGAAGUGGGUUGAGAACUAUUGCUGGAGCCAUGGGUGUUUGAGGUCUCAGAAUCAAUGCAAUGACAAAUGGGACAACUUGCUCCGUGAUUACAAGAAGGUUCGCGACUAUGAAUCCAAAUCACAAUCACAACAAUCAAACUACGACGACAACAAAGACUUAUUACCUUCUUAUUGGACCCUCAACAAGCAACAGAGGAAAGAACACAACCUCCCUUCUAACAUGGUCUUCGAAGUUUACCAAGCCAUUUGCGAAGUUCUUCAAAGGAAACAAACUCAAACUCAACCUCAAAGAAUAACCGCCGCAACUCCAACAACACCAAUAACAACAAUAACCACCCCACAACAACAAACUCAACCUCAACCUAUCACAAUAGUAACUUCACCACAACCACCGCCUCUUCUUCCACCUCCGCCUCCACCUGCACCGCCACCGCCGCCGCCACCACCACUACCCCCUCCUCCUCCUCCUCCUCCUCCACCGGCGCCACCUCAGGCUCCGACCAGCUCCACCACUCCGGUGGUUUCAGGGAGGUCAGAAUCAUCAUCAGGAACAGAAGAAGAUAGUGAUAAUGAUGAUGAUGGAUCCGAAAGUAAGCGUAGGAAAGUGAAGAACCUUGGUUCAAGCAUAAUGCAUAGUGCUUCAGUGCUAGCAAGGGCAUUAAGGAGUUGUGAGGAGAAGAAGGAGAAGCGCCACCGUGAGAUGAUGGAGCUUGAGCAAAGGCGGAUACAGAUGGAAGAGGCUCGAAACGAGGUUCAACGGCAAGGCAUCGCCACCAUCGUCGCCGCCGUCACCAACCUCUCCGGUGCCAUUCAAUCACUCAUCAAUAACAAUCCUGAACGCCAUGGCCAAAGAUAA